Messenger RNA from Phodopus roborovskii (desert hamster), 3201 nucleotides. Its product is annotated as translation initiation factor IF-2-like. Lineage: Eukaryota; Metazoa; Chordata; Mammalia; Rodentia; Cricetidae. The record is from RefSeq and is a predicted model, not a curated record. The coding region runs from base 1 to 1563 and encodes 520 amino acids. The transcript is spliced from 4 exons.
AUGAACCAUUACAAAGACGUAAUUCAGAUGGUGCAGUGUGACCCACGGACAAGAGCAGGUCUGAGCCUCAUGUGCAGAAAGGUGCAAACGUCCACUCUGGAGACACAGCUCCUCAAAGUCAAACCCCCUGUACUUGCAUUACUCUUGCAAACUGAUGCUUUCUCCCCUCAGCGGGAAGGAAAGGUUUCCAUAGCCAACCCUCCCGAGAAACAACAGCCAAACUCCAGCACCAAGCACCCACCGGCUCCCAAUUGCUACCCUAGAAUGUCCCCCUCCCCCGAGUCCACUCACGCUUUAGAGACGAGCGGUGGCGCUGACAAUGUGGGCUGGCUCCCUUCCUCCUUCAGGCUGAGGCGGCAGCUGCGAAAGGCUCGGCGCGGAACUGAGGAAGAAGCGGUGCUAGCGUCGCUCCACCAGGCAACCACCCGGGUCUCUUCCGCGCUGCCGGGGCUGCGGCCGGCCCCCCGGGUCCCCCCCGGCCCCGCUGCCCUGGGGGGGGCUGGGGCGGGGAGGGGGCGCCGAGAACUCCCGGAGUCCCGCCGAGGAGCCGAGGGGGGUGGCGGCGAGCCCAAGAAGCCCCCCAGAGGGGGUGAAGGGGAGGGGAGGGGAAGGAGAGGACGGCGGCGCCCGGGCCGCUCACCACGCCGCCGCGGCCGCUUCACAUCGGGGUCCCCGCCCCCCCGGCCCGGGGAUGGCUCCUGGGCUGGGGGCCCCGGCUCAUACACUCCGCGAAGGGAUGCUACGGUCCCGGGCGGCCGGACCGGACGGCGGCUAAGCUGGGGGCCCGGCGGGCUCGGAUCGGCGCCGCCCCCGCUCCCGGCUCCCGCAUGUGUCGCGGCGGCCGGGAUCCCCUCCCUACACCUCGGGGGGUCCUUCGCCCCACACCCCGGGGCGAGGCAGAAAGCCCAGCCCCUCGCGGGCGUCCUCUCUCGACUGAGCAGCUACCAGUCCCGACCCGCGGCAGCCGCCUCCCUGCCCCCCGGCCGCGGGCUCCGGCUCCGGCUGGGGCUCCGGCGUGUGCAGCAGCCGCUGCCGGCCGGGAAGGUAAGGGGGGGAAGCAGACGGCGGCCGCGGCUCCCGCUGGCCCGGGCUGAGGCGAAGGUCUCGGCGGCGGCCAGUGCACGGGUGCCCGGUCUCUCGGAUGCUCGCUCACUCACUCGCUCUCACGCUCUCACCGGCGGCGUCGGCAGCACCCGGAGCUCAGCUCCCUGUCUCCCUCGCUCUGUGCGGGGCUCUCGCCUCACUCCUGAGAGGGGCGGGAGGAGAGCGGCGCCCGGCGAUGACGCAAGUCGCCUAGCAACCGCUCUCCUCCCCCUCCCUUCUCUUUCCUCUCAGCAGCGCCUUCCUUUGCUGGCCUUUACUCCCCCUCUCCAGCCACCCCGCCCAGAGAGACUGCGGCGCGUUCUGAUGACGCAUCAAGGGAAGAGGAAGUCGAGAUCUGCGAGCGGGUGGGUGCGCCUCGGGCCGCGGGACUGCUGCUGCUACCGCCGCCGCCGCCGCCGCCACCGCCUCUACGGCCGCGUCAGAACUGGAGAGGAAGGGGAGGAGCCCGGGCGAGCCUAAGCUACCGCCUGAUCUUACCCCUGACCCGAGGGCGGCGCGGAGAGAGAGCUCCGUGGCCGUUCCCUCCGGGGCAGGUGCGGACUGCUCCUCUGGGAACGAGGAGGAGGCCCCGGCUCGGGGCCGGGCUAGGGCGCGCACCACCCGAAGGUGAGGCAGUUGUCCCGGAGCAGGCUCUCCAACAGCGAGAUGGGUGGGAAAGUUGACCUCCAGCCCAGUUGCUGCACCUGCUCCCGGGAGCAAGCGCCCCACCCUCCCCGUGGCGUGGGGCGUGAAAUCUUGAGCCGCUUUUUGUGUGGUAGUGGUGCGGUGCGAAGGUCUGUUGAGUGAGUCAGUGAAUGAAUGAAUGGAUGCCUCUCGCAUCGCAGUCCCGGAACUCGGCAGUGAUGGUGGAAGUGCAAGUGUUUUGUAAAUUGCGGCAUAGAAACCUGAGAGUUGUAAUACACCCCAAAGCCACCCUCGAACUGUGAAAGGAAAGGGAUGCAAGUCGACGUUGAGAGCCGCAACUUCAGGCUUUUGUGGGAAAGGAGAACCUCAUCACUGAGGGACAGAAUGGCACUCAGAAGAGCCCGGAGCCACCUACUGAAGAUAGUAGCUCCACUGAGCUGGCUGAAUAAGAUCUGUUCAACUCCCCUCCCAGCCUGGCAGCAGGAGAAACCAGCUGCCAGACGCUGGCCGCUGGGGAGGAGGGAAUUCAUGCAUCUCCAGUUUGUUCUAUAUCCUUUCAGUUCCAUGUUUUGCCUGUUAAUCAAGAGGAGAAACAUAUCAGUUAAAUCAGAUUUCCAAAACAGUAAAUCAGGGUCAGAAACUUAUUUUGGCUAACGGUUCUUUUCCUGGCUCAUCACUUAUCAAAGAUCUGCAUGUUGUGUUGAAAUGUGACAAAGGGAUACCUGCCUGUUUCAUAACUUCCCUUGAAAGUGAGCUUGUAUGAGAAACUAAGCAAUGUUUUAUUAUCCCAUGCCAGUAGUUUCUACUGUCAAAAGAUUACAUGACCUAGCUUACCUGGCAAAAUAUCUAAAAUUGCCACUAUAGUAUAUCAGUUCAUUUUAAGCAUUUUUUGAAAUAGACUUUAAACAUAUAAGGCUAUGAGUGAUUAUCAAAGAAACUACCCCGUAAGCAGUCAACCGAGUCAAUCAGUGGCGUUUUGCUAAUCCUCCAAAAGCCCUCUAACGACCUUCCUAAACACAACUCUCCCUCCUGGAAGUUACUGUUAUUAUGACCUUUGUGGUAAUCAUUUCCUUGCUUUUCUUUAUUGUUUUAUCACAGGUGUUCAUCCCUAAGCAUUGCAUUGUUUAGUUUUUCCCUUUCUUGUGAAUGGUAUAUAAAUGAGAUAAUGUGUAAUCUGUUAUGCUUACUAUAUUUGCUCAACUGCUGUAAUCCAUAUGUUGUUCAGGUUGUUUAGAGCUACAGUUUGUUCUCUUUCAUUGCUGUUUAUACAAGUGUCCCUUUGUAACAAUGUGUAACAGUUUGUUUAGCCAUUUUGUUGUUGAUGAAAGUCUGGGUUCAGUUUGAGGCUUUUUGCUGUUGCAAAAAGUUCCUUAAAUCUGUAUUCCUUCAUCUACAUCAGAUUCUGUGUGAUCUGUACUUGAGAAUGUAUAUCAUAAACAUGAAUAAAUAAUGCCACACAGUCUUCUAACAUGA